AUGAGCGAAAUUGAACUGGUUGGAUUUGAGGGCCGGCCAGUUCGCAUCAACACGGGCCUUUUCAUCAAUAAUGAGUUUCAGCUAGCGACGGGAGGAUCACAACUCGAGGUCGAGAAUCCGACCACAGGCAGCCUCCUUACAUCCGUAUCAGCCGCACAGCGAGAAGACGUCGAUGCCGCUGUGAGUGCAGCCCAAUCAGCAUUGCGGGGUGAGUGGGCAACCAUGAACCCAGCCCGCAGGGGCCAGUUGCUGAACCGGCUUGCCGACCUAAUCGAGCGGGAUGCGGACGAUCUUGCCAGCCUCGAGGCUCUGGACGCGGGAGUCUUGUUCGGAGAGUCCAAGAGCCUCCACAUUCCCCAGGCUACAGAGACACUCCGAUAUUUUGCCGGUUGGACAGACAAGAUCACCGGCCAGCUAAUGAUUACUAUCUGGAAGCUUGCCCCCGCCCUCACAGCAGGUAACGCAUUGAUCAUCAAGACACCAGAGCUCGCGCCUUUGUAUGCGCAGAAACUUGCCGGACUCGUGAAAGAGGCAGGGUUCCCACCUGGCGUACUCGCUACCCUUUGCGGGUACGGCUCAGUUGCCGGCCAGGCGCUGGCCGAGCACAGUGGUGUCAAGAAAAUUGCAUUCACUGGCAGUGCACCCGUCGGCCGGGAGAUAAUGCGAGCUGCAGCAGGUUCAAACCUCAAGAAGGCGACCUUGGAACUAGGCGGCAAGAGCCCAUCUAUCAUGUUUUCUGAUGCUGAUCUGAACAAUGCUCUUUUCUGGACGACACUAGGCUUCACAGCCAACAAUGGACAAGUUUGUGCAGCGGGAUCACGCAUCUACGUCCAUGCAGGUAUCUAUGAUAAGUUCCUCCUCACUUUCGCCGAGAAGUUGGCCCACACUACCCCCGGAGACCCUCUGUCAAAAGAGACAACCAAGGGUCCUGUUAUCAGUCAGAGACAGAGGGAAAAAAUUCUCAAGUUUAUCCGCCAUGCAAAGGAAUCCGGUAUUCGCCUGUUGGCUGGAGGAGAGGAGAUUCCGGGAGAGGGUCACUUUGUUCCCAAUGCUGCCUUCGCCGAUGUCCCCGAUGAUGCGCGCAUCAUGCAAGAGGAGAUCUUCGGUCCUGUCGCUUCAAUUGCAAAGUUUACUACCGAAGCUGAGGUCAUUGAAAAGGCCAAUUCCACCGAAUUCGGACUCAGUGCCGCCGUUUUCACUAAUGAUGUUAACCGGGCACCGCGUGUUUCGGCGGCUCUGGAAUCUGGUCUGGUCACAAUUAACUGCUGGGGUAUGCUGCAUGCCAACACUCCAUUCGGAGGAGUUAAGCAGUCUGGUUUUGGCCGUGAUAUGGGCGAAGAGGCAUUGGAUGCGUGGAUGUCAACGAAGACUGUCAAGUACUUCACCCUACCCACAGCUGAUGAUAAAUAG
Molecule: messenger RNA, 1410 nt
Organism: Penicillium vulpinum
Lineage: Eukaryota; Fungi; Ascomycota; Eurotiomycetes; Eurotiales; Aspergillaceae
Product: Aldehyde dehydrogenase N-terminal
Exons: 4
Coding region: 1-1410 (469 amino acids)
Molecular function (GO): aldehyde dehydrogenase (NAD+) activity
Source: RefSeq, a predicted model, not a curated record